GCUCCGGCCCCGCGGGUUUGUCCGUCCGCCCGUGUCCGCCUGCCCCUCACUCGCCGGGAAGAUGGCUGCCGUACGCCGGGCCCGCAGUUACUCCCGCUGCGUGGUGCGCUUCUCCGACCGAGAACUCUGCUAAUUUCCCCCGCGGGGACGACGCGCGGGCCGAGCGGGGGGGACGAAGGGCCCCGGGACGGGACGGCGCCGCCCGAGCGCCGGCAGCAUGGCAGAAGCUGAAGAAGAUUGUCACUCUGAUAUGGUAAGAACUGAUGACAACGAAAGAUCUGGUGAAGCAAACCUUCAGGCAGAGCUGCAGAUGUUCAGAGCUCAGUGGAUGUUUGAGCUUGCCCCAGGUGUGAGUUCUAGUGGAUUGGAACCUCUGCCAUGCAGAACAUCGUCAAGAGGACCUGGAGUAAAAUCUGUAGAUACCAGAGGGAAACAGGAGAUAGCAAAAGAGGAAAAGGCAAAAGAACUUUUCCUGAAAGCAGUGGAAGAAGAGCAAAAUGGGGCCCUUUAUGAAGCCAUCAAGUUUUAUCGCCUAGCCAUGCAGCUUGUCCCUGACAUCGAGUUUAAGAUCGCCUAUACGCGGUCCCCAGAUGGGGAUGGAGUUGGAAAGCGGUGCGUUGAGGAUAAUGAAGAGGAUGGCAAAAUGGCUGAUCUCCUGUCAGAUUUCCAGCAACAGUUAACUCUUCAGGAAUCUUCUGUCAAACUUUGUCAGCCUGAGCUUGAUGUCAACCAAACCCAUAUCUCAGCGUUGCCUCUGGAGGUACUAAUGUACAUUUUCCGAUGGGUGGUUUCGAGUGACUUGGACCUGAGAUCAUUAGAGCAAUUAUCUCUGGUUUGUCGAGGAUUUUACAUUUGUGCCAGAGAUCCUGAAAUCUGGCAUCAAGUCUGUCUGAAAGUAUGGGGCAGGAGCUGCAAUAAACUUGUUCCAUAUUCUUCCUGGAGGGAAAUGUUUUUGGAAAGGCCUCGUGUUCGAUUUGAUGGUGUAUAUAUCAGCAAGACAACAUACAUACGCCAAGGAGAACAAUCUCUUGAUGGUUUCUAUAGAGCAUGGCACCAAGUAGAAUAUUACAGGUAUUUGAGAUUCUUUCCAGAUGGCCAAGUUAUGAUGCUUACGACGCCUGAAGAUCCGCAAUCUAUUGUUCCUCGCUUACGGACUAAAAAUACAAGAAUGGAUGCAAUCUUGCUUGGUCAUUAUCGCCUUUCCCAGGAAACGGACAAUCAAACCAAAGUAUUUGCUGUAAUAAUGAAGAAAAAAGAAGAGAAACCUGUUGACUACCACAAAUACAGAUAUUUCCGUCGUGUUCCAGUACAAGAGACAGAGCAUAGUUUUCAUGUAGGACUUCAGUUGUGCUCCAGUGGACGCCAGACAUUCAACAAACUUGUUUGGAUACAUCAUUCUUGUCACAUAACUUACAAGUCGACCGGUGAGACAGCAGUUACUACUUUUGACAUUGACAAAAUGUACACCCCUUUGUUCUUUGCACGAGUGAAGAGUUACACUGCAUUUUCAGAAAAGCCGCUCUAAGGAACACCUUUUCCUCUCACAGAUCAUGCAUGAAUAAAAGGUUGUAGCCAACCAGCACUUAAGUUAUAAAUGUGUAUAUAUUUGGAGCAUUUUAAAAUUCCAGGGUUGUUUUUUUUUUGAGGGUGUUAUUGUUCUCCUCGGUUCUGACUGGCUGGGGUUUUGUUCUGAGAUAAAGCUUCUCAGUGUGUUAAACACCUUUACUUUGUGACAAGAAUUUGGUAACAAAGUUUUUAUUUUUUUUUAAACAGAUUUUAUAAAUCAGUCUGCUUAAAAUGUGAGUCUUCAUCUCCCUGGACAUUGGUUUGUUCAAAAAGAAUUGCCAUAGGAAAUUCUCAUUGUCCAUGGGACAGUGUUUGUGGUCUUGGGUGAAGGCUUGAAAUAUGAAUGGAAGAAAGUUGUUCUUAUAUUUGUUAAACUGUGUGACUUAAAAUAAUUUCAAAUAAACAUUCUCUUCAAAUUAAA
Molecule: messenger RNA, 1987 nt
Organism: Lagopus leucura (white-tailed ptarmigan)
Lineage: Eukaryota; Metazoa; Chordata; Aves; Galliformes; Phasianidae
Gene: FBXO9
Product: F-box protein 9
Exons: 13
Coding region: 218-1525 (435 amino acids)
Biological process (GO): SCF-dependent proteasomal ubiquitin-dependent protein catabolic process
Cellular component (GO): SCF ubiquitin ligase complex
Molecular function (GO): protein binding
Source: RefSeq, a predicted model, not a curated record